AAAUUGACUUAUUUUUCAAAGUAUUUUAAGUUAAGACAUUUUAAUCAAUUAUUUUAUUAAGUUAAUUUUAAUAGAUAGAUCGUAACCAAUAAACUUAUCACAAAAAUGUCUUAUGAUUUCAAGAAAGAAGAAGAUGUUAAGGAAUAUAUUAAAAACUUAGGAAUUGAGUAUAGAUUUGGCUGUUUCAGUGAAAAAGAUGCACAAAUAUGCCAGUUACUUGGUGAUUAUUUAGAGACUAUAGAAAACAAUCCGGAUAAAGCAGCCAAAAUAUUUAAAGAAAAUUGUGAUGAACGGAAUUUUGGUCGUAGUUGUUACAAGUAUGCUUCCUACAUGGAAAAAAAUAACUUGAAAAAUCUCAAACCAGUACUUCCUGAGAUGAUACGAUAUUUUAAGAAAGGCUGUGAAUAUAACUGGUCUGAUGGAUGUUUUGCUGCAGGAAUGAAACUCCGUUAUCACAGUGACUCAAUUACUGACGUCGACGAAAGAUCAAAAAGUUUACUUGAGAGUCUGCAAUACUUAGAAAAAGCAUGUAACAACAAACAUUCAGAAGCAUGUUAUGUAGCCAGUAAUAUUCAUUUUGCUGGCAUUGAAGAAAUUGGAUUGGCGCCUAAUAUGCCUAAAGUCUUAGAAUAUUCAAUAAAAGCUUGUGAUCAAAACGAAUUAAAAGGUUGUGUUAAUGCAUCAAUUAUAUUUAAAAAAGGAGAUGGUGUACCCAAGGAUUUGAAUCUUGCUCAAAAAUAUAAAGAACGAGCAUUAGACAUACAAAGACAAAUCAAAGAAGAAAAAGGCAUAAAGUUUAGUUAAAUUAUUUUAUUAUGAUUUUUUUUUAUAAUUGCUGUUAGUUAUCAUUAAAAAACAAAUAGUUGAA
This is a messenger RNA of Melanaphis sacchari, 868 nucleotides long. RefSeq names its product cytochrome c oxidase assembly factor 7 homolog (gene Coa7). NCBI's taxonomy places the organism in Eukaryota, Metazoa, Arthropoda, Insecta, Hemiptera, Aphididae. Gene Ontology annotation, cellular component: mitochondrial intermembrane space. Gene Ontology annotation, molecular function: protein binding. The coding region runs from base 106 to 804 and encodes 232 amino acids. The transcript is spliced from 4 exons. The record is from RefSeq and is a predicted model, not a curated record.